Molecule: messenger RNA, 384 nt
Organism: Pleurotus ostreatus (oyster mushroom)
Lineage: Eukaryota; Fungi; Basidiomycota; Agaricomycetes; Agaricales; Pleurotaceae
Exons: 2
Coding region: 1-384 (127 amino acids)
Source: RefSeq, a predicted model, not a curated record
AUGUCUCGACGCUGGAGCAGACUCUCCCCCAGUUCCAAACUCCAGCUAGUUCCGACUUUUACCGUUUACAGCUAUCAAGUAUCGAAACAACUAUGGUCUGGAUAUCCAAUCGAUCCUCCCAUCAAGGUCACUAUCACCAACACCACUGGCGGUGAAGGCGCCACCUUCGACAUUGUCCCCGAGCCUUUGCUCGUCGAAACUUGGAGGCAAAACCACUGGGGCCGCAAUGGGGCUGAGAAUGCUACUGUCUUCUUCGAGAAAAGCGAUGUCAAGUUCCAGACUGCUUUGAGUCCGCUAGAUGUUCUCCUCGCCUCCAACGACACCCACAUCGUGCAGACUUCUACUAAGGUUGGCCGAAUCUUGUGGCAGCGAAUGGCGAAUUAA